Messenger RNA from Quercus lobata, 312 nucleotides. Its product is annotated as auxin-responsive protein SAUR40-like. NCBI's taxonomy places the organism in Eukaryota, Viridiplantae, Streptophyta, Magnoliopsida, Fagales, Fagaceae. The transcript has a single exon. The coding region runs from base 1 to 312 and encodes 103 amino acids. The record is from RefSeq and is a predicted model, not a curated record. Gene Ontology annotation, biological process: response to auxin.
AUGGGGUUGAGAGCCAGUAAGUUGAGCAAACUUAUUGGAGCUCAAGUACUAAGGAAGCGUUUAAGAGGCUCUUCAUUGACGCCUAGAGGUUACAUCCCUAUACGUGUUGGUAUGAACAAUGAUACAAGGCGAUUUAUGGUUCGUGUAAAAAUGCUAGAGGAUGCAGAUUUCUUGGAGUUUCUCUACAGGUCAGCUGAAGAAUAUGGCUUCUGUAAUGAAGGAGUUUUGAGGAUUCCAUAUGAAGCAAAAGACUUUGAGGAGUGGAUGCUGAGAAGGUCCAAGAGAAACGUUUUUAGGGUUAAACCAAUCUAG